Myxocyprinus asiaticus (Chinese sucker) is the source of this 2461-nucleotide messenger RNA. It is a transcript of the gene mtnr1aa, whose product is annotated as melatonin receptor 1A a. Gene Ontology annotation, molecular function: melatonin receptor activity. Gene Ontology annotation, biological process: G protein-coupled receptor signaling pathway. The record is from RefSeq and is a predicted model, not a curated record. Lineage: Eukaryota; Metazoa; Chordata; Actinopteri; Cypriniformes; Catostomidae. The coding region runs from base 120 to 1172 and encodes 350 amino acids. Gene Ontology annotation, cellular component: membrane. The transcript is spliced from 2 exons.
CAACUUAUCCAGAGCUCGUGAAAACAUGAGAGGCCACCGGAGAGACGAGCUCCAUCUGAACUGCACGGAGCGCCACCCGCGUUUAUUUUGUUGAUCGAGAAAAGUUUCAUGAAGAUACAAUGUUUAUGAAUGGGAGUUUUCUGAACACCACUGCGCUGGACCCUAGCGAGCAAGCACUUCACCGGCCGCCCUGGGUCACUACUACUCUAGGGUGUUUCCUCAUAUUCACUAUAGUGGUGGAUAUUUUAGGAAACCUGCUGGUGAUUUUCUCCGUCUACAGAAACAAGAAACUUCGGAACGCAGGUAACAUCUUUGUGGUGAGUUUGGCUGUAGCAGACCUGGUGGUGGCCAUCUACCCAUAUCCACUGGUCCUCACCUCCAUAUUUCACCGGGGCUGGAACCUGGGAUACAUGCACUGCCAGAUCAGUGGCUUCCUGAUGGGCGUCAGUGUAAUCGGCUCCAUUUUUAACAUCACCGCCAUUGCAAUUAAUCGCUAUUGCUACAUAUGCCACAGCCUCAAGUAUGACAAGUUGUACAGCGACAAAAACUCAGUGUGCUACGUCCUGCUGAUCUGGGCAUUGACUGUGCUUGCUAUUGUGCCCAACUUGUUCGUAGGCUCACUGCAGUAUGAUCCGCGGGUUUACUCAUGCACUUUUGAACAGUCGGCGAGCUCGGCGUACACCAUCGCUGUCGUCUUCUUCCACUUCAUUCUUCCCAUUAUGAUUGUUACCUACUGUUACCUGCAAAUCUGGAUUCUGGUCAUACAGGUGAGACGACGUGUCAAGCCGGACAAUCGCCCUAAGCUCACACCUCAUGAUGUACGAAACUUUGUUACAAUGUUUGUCGUAUUUGUGCUCUUUGCUGUCUGCUGGGCACCUUUAAACUUCAUCGGACUGGCCGUAGCAAUUUCUCCAGAGCGUGUGGUUCUUCUAAUACCAGAAUGGCUCUUUGUGGCAAGUUAUUUCAUGGCGUACUUUAACAGUUGCCUCAACGCAAUAGUCUAUGGAGUGUUGAACCAGAAUUUCCGACGCGAGUACAAGCGAAUCGUUGUGUCGGUAUGUACUGCGAGGAUCUUCUUUCCAGAAAGUUCCAACGAGGCACAAGAGAGAUUAAAGAGUAAACCCUCGCCACUCAUGACCAACAACAAUCAGGUCAAGGUGGACUCUGUGUGAACUGCGUGCAUGUAAAUGUGUGUAUGUUUCAGAGGUGAAGAGAACACAAUAAAAUAAACCAAGCAAACUUACAUUUAAAUGAAAUCUGAUAAGACUUUACCAAAUAUGUUGCCAGGGAGUGUCUUGUCCUGAAACUGUGAUCUGUUGCCUCAACCCAAUAAAAACAAACAGGAAAUUAUUAUCAUGACAUCUUUUAUAAAGCACUUUCUUUGUUUUUGUGUUGGUCAGAUGUAUGUAUGAAUUCCUCUUGUUUAAAUGUUUACAGUGAUUAUGUCAAGAAAUCUAUGAAAUACAUACUUUGUGUAAUGAUUUUAUAUGAAUUAUCUGUCUGAACAGAUCAAAAAUGUAUAUACGGUAUAAAUUUUAUAUUACUGUAUAUAAAUAUAUCUUGAGUUAUAUUGAGUUACACUGAUGUUGAUCAUUCAGUGGAGAAAGAAGAAUAACAUUAUCAAAAUGAUGCCAUGCACAUCAGCAUAUCUCUAAAAUGCCUGGUUACAAUUGUGAACCAAAUCUUAACAAAAUACUCUACCAAAAGAGUUUGUUACAACGUUUACUGCUUUGAAAUGACCUCACCCGGUUUUACACUGUUUCUCUCCAUUUGAGGAGGCAAUACACCUGGAUUGCUACUUUACCACAAAACCCUGCAAAUAUGUUUGAAAGAUUCCUCUCCUUUCUACAGUCUCUUUGACCUUCAUCCUUGCCUCCUACGAUCUUUUUUUUUUUUCUAACUCUCAUAAUCUAGUUUUGCAUCUUGUCUUUGUUUUUUUUAAAGUCUCUGUCUAUUUUCUCUCCCUCCUUUUUUCCCUUUAUUUGUCUCUUUCUCUCCACUCUUUGUACGCAUGGAUUUAAUGACAAGUUCAUAUCCAAACUGAUUAAAAUAAUAAAAUAAAAAUUUUUGAAGAUUUGAAAAAAAUGAAUUUCUGCAUAAUUAUGCUUAAUAAAGUUAUAAAUUAGUUCACACACACACACAAAAAAAAACAUUGUCAUCAUUAACUCACCCUGAUAUCGUUUCAAAUAUAUAUAACUUUCUUCUGCAGAACAGUUACAUUUUUUUGCAAAAGCUGAUUUCCAUAAAAUAGCAGUUCAUAGUGACUCAUUUCAAAGCUUAAAAAGCACACAAAAGUAUUAUAAAUGUAGUUAGUGUGACUAGUAUGCCAUAUUCCAAGUCUUCUGAAGACAUACCAUCACUUUGUAUGAUGAACAGACUGUAAUUUAAGUCUUUAUUCACUUAAAUCAAAGCAAUUUAUUGUAAACUGCACAAAUCCAAUAUGGCGACACGUCAGUAACAU